Molecule: messenger RNA, 1051 nt
Organism: Paramecium octaurelia
Lineage: Eukaryota; Ciliophora; Oligohymenophorea; Peniculida; Parameciidae
Source: the annotation of a GenBank genome assembly
AUGUAAUUCUUAGACAUCACAAAUUUAGAAAAGAAUCUUUAAAAUUAAAAAGGCAAGAGUGUCGUUGAGGUUCCCAAGAGUCCUAAGAAAAAGACCCAGAUAAAUUACAUGGACAUGAGUAAUUUCAAGUUCGAUUGGAUUUGUUUGGAUGAGGAGGAAUUUGAAGUUAUGAACCAAGAUAACAUUAAAAGUUACGCCUUUACAAUUCAAGAAUAGUUCUUAUGGUUCUAAAAUCAACACACACACUUUUCUUACCCAUUGAAAGUGGAGCAUAAAAAUGUAAAUCUCACUUGAAUUUCCAUAGUUUACUGAGUCCUUAAAGAAGCACAAAAUAGACGAAUACAAAAGACACAGCUUGUUGUGUUGGAUGGGCUAUGUGAUGGGGAGUUACGAGAGUGCUUCGAAUGAAACAUACUUUUUAGCAAUCUCCAUCCUCGAUAAGUUUCUCUAACAGUAUCCAUUUGUCCUAACCAAUUAAGAACUAUUAGCAAUUGGUCUAUGUUGUUUGGCCUUGGCCUCAAAACACAAAGAUGUAUUUCCUUUAACUUCACAACAAUUGAUUUAAUUGAGUAACGAUAAAAUGGAUGAAACUAUGCUGACGAAAUGUUAAUUUACUAUUUUGGACACUCUUCAAUUUCAGGUCGAAGUCCCAAACUACUUCUAAAUUUUUGAUUAUAUAAUGAGAGAUUUAGAAUACAGAUAUUACAAGCAUAUAUCCUCAGACAUUGUAAAGAACUCAUUAGUUAGUAGACAAUUGAAGGUCAUCUAUAAGUGCAGUCUACAUUUAUUAAGAUUUGUCUCUCAAUAUUACGAUUCUACAAUCUUCUAUUAAGGUGCAAUAUCCUAUGGAUCCAUCUUUUACACGAUCAAACGCAUGGAAUUACUGAAGUUCUCCGUUCCCGUUGAUCUCAUCAAAGUCCUAUCAUUAAUACAAGCAGACUAAGAGAUUAAUAAUACAGAAAUCGUAUUAAAAUACAUAUAUCGAUUAUGCCAAAAUGGGAUGUCUGAAAAACAACAGGAAUUCUUUAGACAAACCUUAUUUCAGUAUUGA